Messenger RNA from Tetrahymena thermophila SB210, 519 nucleotides. RefSeq lists its product as hypothetical. NCBI's taxonomy places the organism in Eukaryota, Ciliophora, Oligohymenophorea, Hymenostomatida, Tetrahymenidae. The record is from RefSeq and is a predicted model, not a curated record. The transcript is spliced from 2 exons.
AUGAAUUAAGUUGAUAAUAAUAAUAAUUAAUUUUAAAUAAAAAAUAAUAUAAUUUAGUGCAUCUAAAGGAUUGCAUUUAUUCAAAAGCCGGAGUUAUUUAUAUAUAAUAAGAUCAUCCAUCUACUUAAUUUUCUACUUAAAGCUAAGUCGAGAACAUUAUUAAUAUUUAGUAGAUUUUAGAAUUUCGAAUUUAUUAAUAAGUUAAGCAAGAAAGACACUUUACUUGUUGAGGUUAACUAUAUAAAUAGACAAAGCAUAAAGUAGCUACUUGAUAAUUAAACAAACAAGUCAGAAAAAUAUGCUGCAAAAUAAAGGUAAAAGAAUCUAGCAAAAAAUACGUAAUAGACAACUACUAAAGUAAAUUAAUUUAUUCAAUCAAUCGAUUAAUAUUUAUCUUAAUUUUUAGAAUCACUUCCUUCCUACUCUUUUUCCAUGGAAGUUUUAAUGUGGUUAAUCAAACAGAUAAAAAGCAUUAAUAAAUCAAAUUUUUCAAAAACUUAAAAAGUUCUAUAAAAAUGA